CCCCUCGGCGCUUCUUCCCUUGGCGAAGGCGAUAACUAUUCCUGCUCAAGCAUUCUUGGACUUUGGUUGGCACUACGCAGUAACAUUUUUCUUAUCAACGGUCUGCAUAUAUCCUUUGGUUCCACGUACGGUUAUGGGCUUUUCGAACUUUUUUCUUAA
Messenger RNA from Bipolaris victoriae FI3, 159 nucleotides. RefSeq lists its product as hypothetical. The annotation marks the transcript as partial. The record is from RefSeq and is a predicted model, not a curated record. The transcript has a single exon. Lineage: Eukaryota; Fungi; Ascomycota; Dothideomycetes; Pleosporales; Pleosporaceae.